AUGAAUUGUGAAAGAUUUGACAUGACAGUUUUGAUUGUGGACCAUGAUGCUGUUUCUUUGGGUUUAAUUGCCAAUUUACUCAUGGCAUGGCAAUAUAAAGUUCAAACUGCCAAAGAUUCUCAGGAAGCUUUGUACAUUCUCCAAGGAUCUAAAGGCUUGAUUGAUAUCAUAAUUUCAGAGUUCAAUUUAUUAGGAAUGAAUGGCUAUGAUUUUCUAAAGCUAAUUAAAAAUGAAUUUCAAAUACCUAUAAUAAUGAUGUCCGACAACAAGGAGGAAAAAUUAAUUUUGAACAUUUUAAAAAAUGGAGCAGCACAUUUUAUUGCAAAACCUUUUUGUGAUGAAGACUUCAAAAACAUUUGGAAAUAUGUUAUGGAGGCAAAAGAAGAAAAACUAUUCUUUGAAAGCCUAUUUGUAACAAGUGAAGAACAAAAGACUAAAAAUAAGCAUAGCAAGAGAAAGAUAAAUGACAAAGAUCAAGUAGAAGGAGAUUCUCAAGUUUCCAAGAAAACAAAGCUUGUUUGGACUCCAGAACUUCAUAAUCUAUUUAUGUUUGCAAUUAAGCAAAUUGGAUUGCAUAAGGUUGUUCCCAAGAAAAUUCUAAAGAUUAUGAAUGUCCCAAACUUGACCAGGGAAAAUGUAGCUAGCCACUUACAGAAAUAUCGCAAAUUUCUGCGUGAUGUCAAUGAGAAAGGAAUGAUGGGAGGAAUAUCACAAAGAGCAUUAAGGUCUAGGUUUGCAUCGGGUCUUCCCAUGUCAUUAAUAAAGACUAUGCAAGAAAAAAGAGCAAACAAGUUUCACACCCCAACUUUUGAAAAUUUGCAAACAUUAUCAUAUCAAACCGAAAAUCAAAACAAUUAUUUUAACCUUUUCAAUAGAUUUCCAUCGCGCCAAAUUAAUAAUUUCCCUUAUGUACAAAAAGUCCCAAAUCUUCAAUAUUUGAAUCAAUUUAGUCUUGGAAAAUCAAAUCUAGAAUCUAAUAUUGGUUCGAACAAUAGUAUCUAUGACCAAAAUUCGAUUGGAAUAAACUCUUCGAAUAGUUCAUUUUUUCCGGUAAAGAAUCUACUAUAUGAUGGCGGCUCUAGUUCUAGUAGCUUUUCAUCAUCCGGAGGUGGACAAGGAUGGACUACUUCUUCAAGAACUUCAUCUUCAAGUUUCUUAACAAGAGACUUGAACUUCAAUGACAUGAGUCUUGAUAAUAAGUCAUUCAAAGGUGGUAAUGAAAUCUCUCCUCAAGCUGAAAUCACAUCAUGUAGGAUGAAAGAGUUACCAAUAAGUUCAAAUGAAAGUUCUAAAAAGUUGGAAGGAAAUAAUGGAUUUUCAAAUGAGGGAUCAUCUGAUAGAUUUACAGGAGACAAAGAGUCUAAAAAAAGUACAUCAACUAAUGAUCUGGAAUUUGAUAUGGAUAUUGUUGAAGCCUUGUUUGGUACUAUAGAUGACUAAAGAAAUUCCAGUUUGCAACUCACUUUUCUUGAGGAUCUCCUUUAUGUAUAAUGCAUUCUCAAUAGGAUUGAACAAAACUUUGACUAGCAUGAAAAUUGAAAAGGAAUUAGAGUAUGUUUCUAAGGUGUUCAACAAAACUUAUAGUAGUAGCUUUUAACAAGA
Molecule: messenger RNA, 1602 nt
Organism: Vicia villosa (hairy vetch)
Lineage: Eukaryota; Viridiplantae; Streptophyta; Magnoliopsida; Fabales; Fabaceae
Product: two-component response regulator ORR21-like
Exons: 8
Coding region: 1-1440 (479 amino acids)
Biological process (GO): cytokinin-activated signaling pathway; phosphorelay signal transduction system
Molecular function (GO): DNA binding
Source: RefSeq, a predicted model, not a curated record